This is a messenger RNA of Oppia nitens, 1303 nucleotides long. RefSeq names its product leucine-rich repeat protein SHOC-2-like. The transcript has a single exon. The record is from RefSeq and is a predicted model, not a curated record. Lineage: Eukaryota; Metazoa; Arthropoda; Arachnida; Sarcoptiformes; Oppiidae. Gene Ontology annotation, molecular function: protein binding. The coding region runs from base 116 to 1303 and encodes 395 amino acids.
UGAUGAAAAGCGCCAAAUAUUUGACACAACAAUUGAUUAACUGAUCCAUACAUUACAUGAAAUUAGCCAACGAUUGUCUUCACUUAUCACAACAUUUGGUUCAUUAUCACCGACAAUGAUCAUCGACUGUGAAGCAGCACUUGUCAAUCCCAAACACAAUGAUCGGCCGCGCUAUAGUCGGGCCAAAGUUGGUCUGGCCAACGAUCACUCGUCAUCAGCGGUGGUCAUUGUGAUCACAAGUCAAUGUAAAGAGAAGUUCAAGAUUGUCAACAACUGUACUCUACACAAGACAACAAUCAGUUUUAAUUUACCCAAAAAGGAUCUCUAUAUUAGAAAUUGUGAUCAAUUGCUAUUAAAAGCAUUCAUGUCUUUGAUUAAUAAGAUCACAACACAUCAAACGAUACCAAAGUUGGCUAAUGUGUCCACUGUUGAGAAAAUGAAGCCAAAGCCUACAACACUGACCAUCAAAGACAACGCUUUCAGUGCCUCUGAUUUAUCCAACAAAUGUCUGCAAAAGUUGUCGAUCGAAACCUUUCGGACAAUUCCUCGACUCGUUUGGAAACUAAACAAUUUAUGUGAACUUAUACUAAAUAACUGCGAUUUAGUGGAUAUUCCUCACAAAUUACAAGACUUGAAGACAAAUCUUCGCAUUUUAGAUCUCUCUAAGAAUCACAUCAAAUGCAUCGACGGAUCAUUUGUGGUGGCGAUGAAACAUUUGAAAACAUUGAACUUGAGUCAUAAUCAACUGCAAUAUAUUCCUCUGGAGUUAAAAUCUAUGCAAAGUCUUGAGAAAUUGAAUGUAAGCCACAAUGAACUGUCAUCUGUGGUGCACUCAGUGGGAAGCAUAUCAUCUCUUAACGAUCUGGACAUAAGUCACAACCAAAUCAAUUCAUUGUCUUAUUCUUUAAUUAAAGAACUUUUACGUUACGUUCGACUCAAUAAUUUAGACACUUCUGGCAAUCCGUUGAGAGAGCGGUUAUUUACCACUUCUAUAAUCAUUAAUAAACCGUUUCCAACACUUAAAAGUCUAUGUUUGGCUAAUAUUGUGUCCACUAAUUGUCUGCUCAAUAAUUGUCACCAGAUUUUACCACAUACUCUAUAUAAAGAGUUGCAAAUUAAUGCCGAGAAAUGUUGUCAUUGCGGGGAAUCAGUGGUCGAUAAACGUAUGAAAUUGCGAUCAGUUCAUCAAAGUCUGGAGCAAAUAGUUACCAGCCUUUCAACAACACAUUUCCCGUCAUUCCCACACUUUCCUGCCAUACAAUAUGUUUGCUAUUUAUGUCUAUUUAAUAAAUCUCUUAUUUAA